AUGGAUAAGCCUGUUAGGCAUUCUAGGGAAAUGUCUGACAUGGCCAGACUUGAUCUGGAACGUGUCGAUCGGCCAGGGAAAAUAAUAAAGAUAAGCAAGUGUGAUAGUUGGAACCUGACCAUACUGGGGAAGGAAUCCGCUCUCAGAUUAGGCGGUGGAUUUGGGAUAAUGUAUGGUCUUGUGUGCAGGUUGAUUGUGUUUGGUCUGUUAGGAGGUAGAGAAAAAAGCAAAGAGAAAGGCACAGCGGCCUUGUCAGGAGAUCAUAGUAGUAACUACUGGACAGUAAAUAGGGACUGUCUGCCUUGA
This is a messenger RNA of Aspergillus niger, 306 nucleotides long. RefSeq lists its product as uncharacterized. The transcript has 5 exons. The coding region runs from base 1 to 306 and encodes 101 amino acids. The record is from RefSeq and is a predicted model, not a curated record. NCBI's taxonomy places the organism in Eukaryota, Fungi, Ascomycota, Eurotiomycetes, Eurotiales, Aspergillaceae.